Molecule: messenger RNA, 2355 nt
Organism: Dentiscutata heterogama
Lineage: Eukaryota; Fungi; Glomeromycota; Glomeromycetes; Diversisporales; Gigasporaceae
Source: the annotation of a GenBank genome assembly
AUGCCCGAUCUUGGUCAUCAGAUUAAAGAUUUUAAAUAUUAUACUUGGCAUGUUACUGAUUGGAGAAAUUUAGAAAGGAAGUUAACAAGUCCUGAAUUCGAAGCCGGCAGUUGGAAAUGGCGACUUUUGCUUUUUCCCUUUGGAAAUUUUAAUUAUGAUGAAAAUUCUACGGAUAAUAUUGCGGUUUAUUUGGACUUUGUUGACACACAAGAAGCGUAUAAUGGUUGGCAUAUCUGUGUGCAAUUUGCUUUGUUGCUAUGGAAUCCAGAAGAACCAACGAAAUUCAUUAGUCAGCAUACGUAUCAUCUUUUUACUGCCGAUGAACUCGAUUGGGGUUUUGCAAAAUUUUAUGAUAGGAAUAAACUGUUUAUCACAUCUGAUGAGCGAACUCGUCCAUUAAUUGAAAAUGACUCCUGUAAUAUAACAGUCCUCGUCCGUAUUCUCGAGAAUCCGACAGAAUACAUGUACUUAAAUAAUCAAGGAAUAAAUACUUUCUUAAAUUCGGUGAUACAUUCUCUUUACCAUAUAAAAUAUUUUCGUAAGGCAGUAUAUCAAAUUCCUAUGAAAGAUUAUAACUCAGUUAGAAGCAUUUCAUCAGCUUUGCAAUGGACUUUUUAUCAAUUAAAUGUUUCAGAUGCUCCAGUUAAAACGACAGAGUUAAUAAAAUUUUUUGGAUGGAAUAAAUUUUUUAUAAAAGAUGUUAGAGAAUUUUUUAAAAUAUUGCGAGAUGAUCUUGAGGAUAAGUUGAAGCAUACAAAAGUAGAUGGUGCAAUUUCUAAACUCUUUGCUGGAACGAUAAAAACUUGGAUCAAAUGCGUUAACGUAAAUUGUGAAUCUUUACGCGCUGAAGAUUACUAUGAUAUUCAACUCGAUAUUAGAGGAUGUAAAACUCUAGAUGAUUCUUUCAUGAAAUAUAUACAAGAAGAAACUUUAGAAGAUGAUAAUAAAUAUGAUGCAGAAGGUUAUGGCUUACAAGUUGCCAAAAAAAGAGUAAUCUUUGAAAGUUUCCCACCUGUAUUGCAUUUGCAUUUAAACCGAUUUGAAUAUGAUGUGCAUAGUAAUAACACGGUUAAGUUAAAUAAUCGCUAUGAAAUUCCCAUUGAAAUUGAUUUACAAAAAUAUUUGUCACCGGAUGCAGACAAGUCGCAAUCAUAUAAAUAUUUGUUACAUGGUGUACUUGUUCGGGAUGAUGACAAUGAUUGUGAGGAAGAUCGCUAUUUUGCAUUUUUAAAACCUGAAAAAAGUAACAGAUGGAUAAAGUUUGAUGACCGAGUUACACCAGCAUCAAUUAACUACGGUUAUGAAGGCUUAUUGCAGUCUAAGAAUGCUUAUAUGUUAAUAUAUAUUCGUGAAUCCAAUAUUGAUGAGAUAUUGACUCCAAUUUCUUCUGAAGAUAUGCCAAUACAUCUACGAAGUCGCCUAGAUGACGAAAAUGCAGCAUAUAAACAAAUAAAUGAAAAUUUAAAAGAAAAUAAUCCAUAUUUACAAACUUGGAUUGUGACCGAAAAUAUAGUUAGGAAUCAUAAAGGAUUUGGUCUUGUUAAUUUUGAUAAUCAGAAAUAUCCAUUAUCUGAGAUUCCGCAAUUUAAAAUUUUGAAAGAAGAUACCUACGGUACUUUUAAAAAGAUGAUAGCUACGAAGUAUAAAAUUCCUACUGAUCGAAUAAGGUUCUGGACCAUUAUAAAUCGACAAAACAAAACUGUUAGGCUGCAUGAGCCUAUAAAUGACGAUUAUCUUGACAAAUCAAUGGACGAAAUCAAAAAGAAAAUGAAAAGAUGUAAUGAGUUAAGAUUGUAUAUGGAAAUAUUGGGAAACACAAUAAAUUUCAAGAAAGGAUGUUUACAAACUGGUGCGAUUAUUAUUUUUAUUAAAUAUUUUAAUCCUGAUUCAGAGUCUUUAGAGAACCUUGGUCAGUUAUAUGUUCAAAAAAAGGAAAUUACGCCACAUAUGAUUAAAAAAAUAGUACCAAAAUUUACAUUUAUCAAGUCUAAUAUACAAAACGGUGAUAUAAUAUGUUUCCAAAAAGCAUUAAAUAAUAAGGAGAUUGAAAAGUAUACAUUAGCAGGACGCAUAAAUAACAUUCCUCAAUUUUACGAACUAUUAUUGGAAAAUGUUAUCGUCAGAUUUAAAUCAAAGUUUGGAUAUCGAGAUCCAAUACCCGAAUUUGAUUUAGUUUUAAAUAAAAAUAUGCCAUAUGAAGUUGUGGCUAAUCAUGUUGCAACUUAUCUUAACGUUGAUUCUUCUAGAUUACGUUUCACAUUAAUAGAUUCAUCUGCAAACAAAGGGGAGAUAAACAGAACUACCAAUCAGACAUUAUCAGAAAUUCUUCAAUUUUCAGAAGAUCUAUAUUACGAA